Torulaspora delbrueckii is the source of this 1920-nucleotide messenger RNA. It is a transcript of the gene VHS3, whose product is annotated as phosphopantothenoylcysteine decarboxylase complex subunit VHS3. Gene Ontology annotation, biological process: coenzyme A biosynthetic process. Lineage: Eukaryota; Fungi; Ascomycota; Saccharomycetes; Saccharomycetales; Saccharomycetaceae. Bases 1 to 1920 code for a protein of 639 amino acids. The transcript has a single exon. Gene Ontology annotation, cellular component: phosphopantothenoylcysteine decarboxylase complex. Gene Ontology annotation, molecular function: phosphopantothenoylcysteine decarboxylase activity; FMN binding. The record is from RefSeq and is a predicted model, not a curated record.
AUGACUUUGCCCACAAAAGAAAACAGGUUUCCUGGCGUUAUUUCACCUAGGUUUACCUCUGCUGCCAACAAGCCCAACCCUGAUGGCAGCUUGAGCUCUCCUAACGUGCUUGCAUUGCCACACGUGCAGGGAGGAGGGACUGAUCAGGGCUAUUCCAAUGUUCAUCCUGCUGUGCAGAGUAAAUCUGUGAGUCCUGGAAGUUCUCAGACGAAAUCUAUCAUGAAUGCAAGUGGUACUUCGGGAGCAGUGAUAAGUAAUAGUCCCGAACCAGGUUUGAAAAGAGUUGCGACUGUUACUUUCAGUGAUGUGAAGAACAAUCAGGUCGAAAGUGAAGCAGUUGCUGGUAAAAAGAAUAUAAAUGAAGAUAAAAGUUUAAGUGGUACACCUGUGUCUCAAUCUGCGAAUGCUGAACGUCAUAAACCUGCUGUCUCUUCUCCACUUAUGGCUACCUCGAAGCAACCAAUUGCUGUGAGACCUCAUAUGACCGAGACUCGUAGCACACCUAUGGUUGCUGAACAGAGGAAGAUAAAUUCAAUGAUAAGUAGGGAGAUGUCGGGCAAGAGGACUCCUCUAACGCCCAAUAGGCAUGCUAGUGAUGUGAACGAUAAAGGUAGCGAGGAGCAUCCGCAUUUCUAUGUAGAGGACCCAUUACACACGCCUUCGACAAGAUCUAGGUCCAACAGCACGAGUCCGAAACCACCGGUAGGAUUUGUCAAUCCAAUCUUUCCUGAGCAGGAAGGCUCUGGUGGCGGCAGACCGAUUGAACCUCCUGCGCUAGAAGCGGUGCUGGAAGAGCCUUCCGGGCAGAAAAUAGCUCCAAAUAUUCCAAAGAGGGAGAACGCAAAGAAUAUAGAUGCAAGGCUGCCACAGGACGACGGCAAAUUACAUAUUCUGUUUGGUGUUACUGGAUCGCUAGCGGUUUUCAAGAUAAAGUUAAUGAUCAAGAAGUUGGAAGAGAUUUAUGGCAGGGAUAAAGUCAGUAUACAAGUGAUAUUGACGCAAUCAGCAGAAAAAUUCCUCAGUAAGAGGUAUACCAAGAAAAAUAAGAGCCUUGACGGUGUACAGCGUAUCGGCUCGGAGACUUCGGUGGACUCGCGUAUAAACUCCGGUACUACUUCAACCAGUUUAUCUGCCAGUUUAUUGCAUCAUUCUUUAGAGACACAGCAUCAUAAACAAGAGCAUGACUCACAUCAGGAUCAACCACACCAGCCAAUACCGCAGCAUAACGAUAGACAACAAAUUCAAAGGAUACCAAGCGGUUCAGUGGCUUCCCCUUCGACGCCGACACCAGGUUGUGCGGCUGAACUGCCACCUCAUAUUCAAGUAUGGGUAGACAGAGACGAAUGGGACGUAUGGGAACAGAGGACUGAUCCCGUCCUGCAUAUUGAGCUACGUCGUUGGGCAGAUAUCCUUGUUGUUGCGCCAUUGACCGCCAACACUUUAUCGAAGAUCGCACUUGGUCUUUGCGAUAAUCUACUAACCAGUGUCGUCAGAGCAUGGAACCCAAUGUUUCCUAUUUUCCUAGCACCUUCUAUGGUGAGCAGCACAUACAACUCCACGAUGACUAAAAAACAACUCAAAGUUAUCAAGGAAGACAUGCCUUGGAUCACUGUCUUCAAGCCCUCAGAAAAGGUUAUGGGUAUUAACGGCGACAUUGGUCUCGGUGGUAUGAUGGACGGAAACGAGAUUGUAGACAAGGUAGUUAUGAAGUUGGGAGGCUAUCCGCAGGAAGAAAAGGAAGACGAAGAAGAGGAAGAUGAGGACGACGACGACGAUGACAGUCCCGAUGUGAAAAAGAACCAAAAGGACGACGAUCAAGACGAUGACGACGACGACGACGAUGAUGAUGAUGAUGAUGAUGACGAUGACGACGAGGACGACGAAGAUGACGAAGAAGAUGUUCACGCUACAACAAAGUGA